This is a messenger RNA of Saccostrea cuccullata (small rock oyster), 852 nucleotides long. RefSeq names its product serine/threonine-protein kinase greatwall-like. The annotation marks the transcript as partial. Gene Ontology annotation, molecular function: ATP binding; protein serine/threonine kinase activity. The record is from RefSeq and is a predicted model, not a curated record. NCBI's taxonomy places the organism in Eukaryota, Metazoa, Mollusca, Bivalvia, Ostreida, Ostreidae. Gene Ontology annotation, biological process: intracellular signal transduction; peptidyl-serine phosphorylation. The transcript is spliced from 9 exons.
AUGGAGGACACAGAGCAUAAAGAACCUGGAAGUUUUCCAGAUAAGAAAAGUGGACAUGGGGAUUUAGGCGAUGGUCUGUCCACUUCUCUAGAGAGAAUAGCACUGACUCCAGCUACUAGUAUUGAUCCUACAUCGAUUGAGGACUUUGUUUUUCUGAAGCCAAUCAGCAGAGGGGCAUUUGGGAAAGUAUUUCUGGGACACAAGAAAAAUCAAGAAAACAAGAAAUAUGCCAUCAAGGUGAUGAAGAAAUCCGACAUGGUUAACAAGAAUCUGGUGAGCCAAGUGUUAACAGAGAGAGAUGCCCUAGCUUUAUCCAACAGCCCAUUUAUUGUACACCUUUACUAUUCCCUGCAAUCUCAGAAUAACAUUUUCCUGAUAAUGGAAUACUUGAUUGGUGGGGAUGUUAAGAGUCUGUUGGCUGUCUAUGGUUAUUUUGAUGAGGAAAUGUCUCAGAUAUAUGCAGCAGAAGUUACCCUGGCUCUGCAAUAUCUACAUUCUCAUGGAAUCAUACACAGGGACCUAAAGCCUGACAACAUGUUAAUUACCGGUAAGGGGCACCUGAAACUGACAGAUUUUGGACUCUCUAAGAUUAACCUAGAUGAUGGGAGUGUCCCACCAGAAACACAGGGGACUCCCCUCCCCUACAGUAAAAUGGCUGGUAACCUCAGGACACCUGGUCAAAUAUUGUCACUCAAAAGUAAUCUAGGAUUUAAUCUUCGUUCCAUAAAGAAACACAAACUGAGUUCCCUGUUGGAGGAGAGUGGAUCACCCAAGUCUUUUGGUUCCCUUAAAUCCCUCAACUCCCCAAUUUGUCAGUCGUCAGCCAAACCGAUGUCACUCCGAGAAAGAGUA